This is a messenger RNA of Columba livia (rock pigeon), 3349 nucleotides long. It is a transcript of the gene JHY, whose product is annotated as junctional cadherin complex regulator. The record is from RefSeq and is a predicted model, not a curated record. Bases 185 to 2467 code for a protein of 760 amino acids. NCBI's taxonomy places the organism in Eukaryota, Metazoa, Chordata, Aves, Columbiformes, Columbidae. The transcript has 8 exons. Gene Ontology annotation, biological process: axoneme assembly.
AUGGCAACGGGGGCCGGGGACGAGGCCUUGGGGCAGAACUGGAAUCAGUGAGGGGACAGGACAAGGGGAUUUGGGGGCGAGGGGACAGGGUGAGGGGACAGGACGAGGGGAUUUGGGGGCAAGGCUUCUCUCAGGCGGGUUGAGGGGCUCCCAGGCCACGGACCACGGUGAUGUGACCGGAGCGAUGGACACCGGCAGCCGCCCAGGGCUGGGGUAUAUGAUCGGUGCAAAACACGGAGUUAAUUCUUCAGGUACAAAGUAUAUUUCAGUUUCUUCUCCACACACUUGCAACAUAAGUAAAAAAGGUUUUCCCCAGCGCACACUCACGCAACCAGAUUUCCACCCUGCGAGUUGGAAAAGGUCACCUGUAAGAGAAGGGAGCUUCGCCUCCAGCCUGCGGGACUCCCAAGACUCUGAUUUCGAAAGCCUUGUUCAGGAGAGAGAGUAUCAGAUACAACUCCAGCGGCGCAUUCGCCAAAAUGAAGAGCUGGUAGGACUGUGUUCUGACGAGCUGGAGAACGACAGCUUAGAAGAAGACAGCUUGGAGGAAGAGAGUUCAAAAGAACAAGAAGGAGCUGAGUGUGGUGCAAAUCAAUAUACAAAUGAAAUGCAAAAGGAUGCUGGCAGCGGAAGGAAACAACAGUCUGUGGGCAAAUAUCUCAGCCUGAGAUACAAUCCUAACUGGAAGAACACAAAAGAAGCAGCGGAAUUUUCGGAGGCAGAGAAAUCCCACCAAGUUGCUGGAGGAAGCAGUGUGGACUUCUCACAGGGUUCAUUUUACCUCCAUUCCAAUAGCUCCCCAACAGAAAUGUAUCAACAGGAGGCAACGUCACAAGGCUCCUGCUCCGAUUUUGGUGCAGGUACAGAAUUACAAAGCUUUCAUGGACCAGACGCUGUGAUCAGCAGUGAACCUCUUAGGCUACAUACCAAAGGGAAGGAAUCUGCAGCCGGCCGUCAUUUCAGACAUAGUCCCAGUACAUACAGCAGCGCGUUUUCUCUUCAGAUUCGAGAAGAUCCACCUCGAAGACAAAAAAAAGACUUUGUGGAAAGAAAUAAACAGACUUUAGGAUUACGUUCAGGGAAGACAAAUUCCUAUCUUCAAUUACACGCUAAAAAGCAAGAAGUAGUUCUUCAAGAGCAGGAUCAGCAAAAGAAGUCGUCCCAGAGAAAUAAACUGAAAUCCAAGCAGAGUGUCGCAGGGAGAGCUUUCCCAAGGAACGAGAGCCAAAAACCGCCAGCAAGAGCAGCAGAACCAAAGCCUUGGCACCACAGUCACCACCAAACCUCAGGAUUUCAGCCUGUUCCCAUGCAGGGAGUGGAGCAAGACAACAGCAGCGCACGGUGGAGAUGUCUGUGCACGAGUCCUUCUGUUUGCCCUGACACUAAUACAGCAGCACAUUUAGAUACUCGCUUAAAUCAUUUCCCAAAUUCAAGACAUCUUGUUAAUCAGGAUUUCACCACAACUACCCAUCCUUUUCAUCCAACACUGCAUACAUUUAACCCAGUAGAAGUUAUAUAUCCAGCAUAUACCAGCAAGGAGAACAAGAAAUACCAGCAUGAUUCUCCAAAUGGACUUCCACGUGACCAGCGACAUGUAUACAGCCCUUCCCCUGUGCAGCUUUUUGCAAGAGACAACACUACCAAUGGUCAAGCAGAUCCAAAUCAGAGGAAUAUCUCAUCUACUUUUAAUGGCUAUUUUCAAGAAUUGGUGAAGAGUCAAGUACCACUUCAGGACCACAAAAGACAAGUUUAUGCGGAUAAAAGUCAUCAAAACUAUGCUAUCGGUAGUUUAUGUUCACCAACAGCCCCCUGUGCAACCUCCCCGUUCACACAACAGAUGGAGCAACAUCACCAACAAAUCAUCCAUUGGACAGAAGCUCAUCUAGCUGCCAGGCACUUGUUCAGCCUGCUUCCACCUGUAAUCCCACACGUAGAAAGUGGUGUAGAGGUAGAUCCAGAAAGCGGUGGAGGAAAUCAAGUGGAAAUAAGCCGAAGCAACUCAGAAGGAUACAUCAUGCAAAUGGAAAAGCAAAACCAGCCUAAAGUCAGCAAGAAGCCAUGUAGCUCAAAAACCUACAUAAAUCUAAACGUGAAGCUUGGAGGCCUUGGACCUGACUAUGAAGCAAUCAAAGAGAAAAAAGAGAAGUUAAGGCAACAAAAGGAAUAUGCAAAGCAGAUUAAGGAACACAAUAAGAAAAGCAUUGCUUCAGUUCACAGCUUACCUACAAAACCCCAGGUCAUAUCUUCAGUGUCAAGACAGAAGGCACUGGAAUAUGCCAAGAAGAUUCCUAGACCAAAGACUUUCAUGGCAAGACAAUCAGGUGAAGAGGUGAAAGAGGAAAGUGUUCUGCCACAGACUUUAAAUGGAGACAGUUUACCUCAAAUUGCAUCCUUGGAAACUUUGCAUAAUAGACACGAGCAGGAGAAGCAAGUUGUAGCUGCUUUCAGAACCCUCCAUAUCUUAUAAGUAUUUUGAAAUUAUUAGGGAUAUCUUCAAGGCAAAAAUAUAUGUCGUAGAAGGUAUGACAUAUUAAUAUAUGUCAUAGAAGGUAUGACAUAUAUUGCUGGAAAAGUCCUAUACCUUUCAUUUUACAGAAUCCUGGGUGAGUUUGGCCCAGAUCCUACAGUCCACAGGAUGCCUCAGUUGUCCCAAAAGCAGGUCAGUUGCUGAAAUACACCCUGCAGACUCCAAACCUCAUACAAGAAAAACUGACCACCAUACUGUAUCCCUCCCUCAUGGAGAAAGGAUGAAUUGGACUAUUAGACAUCCCAGGCGGGAGUUUGUGACGAACAUAACAUAAUCUUUGGGGGAAACUUGGUGAGAAAAGUGUCUUCCAGUAUGGGGAACGUGGGUCAGGCUGCAGGAGAAGUGUUCUGCGCAUCAAUGUCCACCGCAGCUUCUGGAACGGGACCGUCCUCCGCCUCAUUCCUUUCUCCUCACCUUUGGGAGCUGCCUUUGGCCCCGCUGCAGGACGUUGGUGCCCGCACUAUGAUCCAGCUGGGCUGGGUAAAUGUUUCCAUGCUCUGCCACUCGCUGCUUUUCUACUUUUAUUUCUAUCCGGAAUGGUAACACUUUGAAGCAUCUCUGAUUAGGGAACCUCAACUUGUUGUUUCUGCUGAAAAGUGAUAAUCCCCCCUUAAUACAAACCUCAAGUACCUAUUUUAAUGAAACCUUCAGAUGAAUAUCAAAGAGCUAUUUACUCGUAUCUAAUAUUUUAAUUAGAUUAUAUUCUCAAUUUAACCCAUUAAACCCCCUUUGAUGAUCUCCAUGUUUAGUGUUUAGCCCCAGAUGCUGGAGGUAAUGAAUAUUGGACCUUUGAUUUAAUGAGAACUUCUGCCUUUCCAGUCU